GCCCAACUGCAAUUUCAUGCCAAGUUCCAUUUUUAUACCCUCCACACGCACAUACUCUCACUCUCACUCUCAUAAGUACUAUUACUAAAAUGAUUUCUCUCUCUGACAAGGUUGCUGAUUCUCCCAUGGAUUUUUCAUUCUCUUUCUCUUCUUCUCCUUUAUCUCAAUACUACCACCUCUUCUUCACCCUCCUAGCAUUCCUAAUUUCAGGCUUAAUAUUCCUCCUCACACGGAAAGCCAAAUCAAAAAAGCCCAAUCUACCGCCAGGCCCACCAGGCUGGCCCAUAGUCGGAAACCUCUUCCAAGUCGUCCGCUCCGGAAAGCCCUUUUUCCAAUACGUGACAGAACUCCAGGCCGAGUAUGGGCCCAUCUUUACACUCAAAAUGGGCACCCGAACCCUCGUCGUUCUAACCGACCCGAAACUAGUCCACAAGGCUCUGAUCGAAAACGGCGCCGUAUUCGCCUCGAGGCCCCGAGAGAACCCGACCCGAAACAUCUUCAGCAGCAACAAGUUCACCGUAAACGCCGCCGUUUUCGGUCCCGAAUGGCGGUCCUUGCGAAGGAACAUGGUCCAGAACAUGCUCAGUUCGACUCGGCUGAAAGAGUUUCGCGGCGUCCGGACCCGAGCCAUGGACCGAUUCAUCGAGCGGCUCCGCGCCGAGGCCAAGGCCGAAGACGGCGUCGUUUGGGUCCUGAAAAACGCGCGUUUUGCCGUGUUCUGUAUCCUUGUCACCAUGUGCUUCGGGAUCGAGAUGGACGAGAAGACCGUUGAGAAGAUGGACCAGCUCAUGAAGAGCAUACUCAUCACGCUCGACCCGAGAAUCGAUGACUUUCUCCCGAUUCUGAGUCCAUUCUUCUCCAAAGAGAGGAAGCAAGCUCUGAAAAUUAGGGCAGAACAAAUCGAUUUCAUCUUCCCCUUCAUUGAGCAGAGAAAGAGGGCUCUAGACAACCCUGGAUCGGACAAUUCAGCGACGUCGUUCUCGUAUCUCGACACACUCUUCGAUCUAAAAGUAGAAGGGAGAGAUUCGCCGCCGUCGAAAGAAGAAUUGGUCACACUCUGCUCCGAGUUUCUCAACGGAGGUACGGACACCACGGGAACCGCCAUAGAAUGGGGGAUCGGACAACUCAUCGCGAACCCAGCGAUUCAAGAUAAGAUCUACGAAGAAAUCAGGUCCGUAAUCGGCCAUGGAAACGAUCGUAAGAUCGACGAGAAAGACGUUGAGAAAAUGCCGUACCUAGAGGCGGUGGUGAAGGAGCUGCUAAGAAAACACCCUCCGACGCCGUUUUCGCUCACACACGCCGUGACGGAGGCGACAACCCUGGCCGGGUACGAUAUCCCGACGGACGUCAACGUGGAUAUCUUCGUGUCUGGGAUUUCGAAUGACCCGAAGAUUUGGUCCGACCCGGAAAAGUUUGACCCGACGCGAUUUUUGGCGGGCGGGGAAGGGGAUGUUGCGAGUGGAGAAAUCAAGAUGAUGCCGUUCGGAGUUGGGAGAAGGAUAUGCCCAGGUUUGAAUAUGGCGACGGUUCAUAUUCAUUUGAUGCUGGCGAGAAUGGUUCAGGAGUUCGAGUGGAGCGCCUACCCGCCCGGGACUGAGUUGGAUUUCACCGGAAAGGUCGAGUUCACCGUCGUCAUGAAGAACACUCUCAGAGCCGUUAUUAAGCGCAGAGUUUAGCCUUAAAAACAAUAAUAAUAAUGAUGAUGAUAAUUUAAUUAAUAAUAAUUUUAUUGUGAUAAUAAUUUACACUUCUAUAGACAAAGGAUGAUAUUUAUCUAGUCACAGUUAUGCAUGUUUUAUAUUAUAUAUUUCAAUCUUUAUUUCAGUAAGAUAUUUUGUGCUUUCUCUUUGUUAUUAUAAAAAUUAGACUAUGAAUGGAUUGUAAUGGGUAUUGUGAGUUUUUUA
Molecule: messenger RNA, 1904 nt
Organism: Humulus lupulus (European hop)
Lineage: Eukaryota; Viridiplantae; Streptophyta; Magnoliopsida; Rosales; Cannabaceae
Product: cytochrome P450 77A3-like
Exons: 2
Coding region: 90-1676 (528 amino acids)
Cellular component (GO): membrane
Molecular function (GO): heme binding; iron ion binding; oxidoreductase activity, acting on paired donors, with incorporation or reduction of molecular oxygen, NAD(P)H as one donor, and incorporation of one atom of oxygen
Source: RefSeq, a predicted model, not a curated record